Salvia miltiorrhiza (redroot sage) is the source of this 2463-nucleotide messenger RNA. RefSeq names its product zinc finger BED domain-containing protein RICESLEEPER 2-like. NCBI's taxonomy places the organism in Eukaryota, Viridiplantae, Streptophyta, Magnoliopsida, Lamiales, Lamiaceae. Gene Ontology annotation, molecular function: DNA binding. The transcript is spliced from 2 exons. Bases 786 to 1700 code for a protein of 304 amino acids. The record is from RefSeq and is a predicted model, not a curated record.
GGCAGCCGGCGUGGUUGAAGGCUUUGUUGACCUUGAACGAGAUAACAAUACCACCGAGGCUUCAAAAGAAAAUGAAGCAGAUCCAAUUAGUGGUGUUACUAAAAAAACAAGUAAGAAAGUCACUUCUGAAGCUUGGGACCACUUUGAUAAGAUUGUGGAGAAGGGUGUUACAAAGGCGAAGUGCAAAUAUUGCAAAGCUGUUUUGUCAUACAAAGUUUCCACGGGAACUUCUCAUCUUCUUAAGCAUGCAAAGAAAGUGUGUUCGGGAAAACACUUGCGAAUUGGAGUUGGUCAAACACAAUUGAAGGUUAAAUCUGAAGCUGAUGGGUGCACUAUCUUGGAAUUGAAGGAAAAGGAGAAGCCUGCCAACUUUGAUCAAGAUGUUUCAAGAAAGGAGUUGGUUAGUAUGAUAGUGAUACAUGAGUAUCCUUUGUCAAUGGUGGACCACAUUGGAUUUAGAAAGUUUGUGAAGAGUCUUAAUCCAUCAUUCAAAAUGAUUUCAAGAAAUACAUUGAAGACUGACAUUGUAAAGAAAUACAAUGAGGAGAGGAGCUCUUUGAAACACUUGUUUGAACAUAAUGACAGUAGAGUUGCAAUAACUACGGAUAUGUGGACUGCUUCCAAUAAAAAAAAAGGGUUAUAUGGCAGUGACAUCCCACUUCAUUGAUCAACAGUGGGUUCUACACAAUCGAACUUUAAGGUACUAACCUUAUUAUUUAUUACAAAUGCUAAUUUACUAUUUAUUUAUGUUUAGUCACUUCUUUAUUUGUUAGUAAUUAUAGAUUAUGUGUUUGUUUAGGUUUUGUUUUGUACCAUCUCCACACACUGCUCCGAUUCUUGCAAAGAUCUUGAUGGAUUGUUUGUCUCAUUACUCGUUGGAUAAUAAAAUUUCAUCGGUUGUACUUGAUAAUGCCACCACUAAUGAUGCAAUGAUGAGUAUUUUGAAGGACAAUUUGGAAAGUAAUUUUCUAAUGUUAGGUGGGGAGUUUUUGCAUUUGAGGUGUAGUGCUCAUAUUUUAAACUUGGUUGUUGGGGAUGGUUUAAAAGUGAUUAGUCAUGCUACUGAAAAAGUUCGAGAUUGUAUUGUUUUCUGGAUGUCCACUCCUAAAAGGGUGGAAAAGUUUGAUGAGGCUUGUCGGCUUUUGAACAUAACUAAACCCAAAAGAUUGGUUCUUGAUUGUAAAACUCGGUGGAAUUCAACUUACUUGAUGCUUCAAACUGCUUUGCCUUUCAAGGAUGUUUUUACUAAAUUGAAAAGGUUGAAUAGGAAGUUGAAAUUUGUUCCUCCUAGUGAACAUGAUUGGAUGUUAGCAGGUCUUGUUUGUGAGAAGUUGGAAAUUUUCUACAAGGCUACUAAAGUCUUUUAUGGUAGAAAUCAUCCUACUUCUAAUUUGUUUUUUCGAAAGAUUUGUGAAAUUAAACUUGCUUUGAGGAGAUGGAUACAUAGUGAUGUUGAGGUCAUUAGAACUAUGGCUGACAGUAUGAUUGAGAAGUUUGACAAAUAUGGGGAACAUGUGAAUGGUAUUUUGGCCAUUGCUACCAUUUUAGAUCCGAGAAACAAAUUAGAUUGUGUGGAGCACUAUUUCAAGAGGUUGUAUGUGGAUGAUGCUGAAAAGGAGUUGAAAAGGGUUAGGGAGAAUUUGGAUAAGCUUAUAGUUGAAUAUCAAAAGAGAAAUGAAGGGAACAAUAGUGAAGACUAAUUAAGAAAAAAGAGGAUUAAUGAUAAUUGUGGGAGUGAUGAGGAUGAGUUUGCUCAAGCUAAGAGAACAAAGAAAAGGAAAGUGAAUGUGAGGGGUAAGGUUGAGCACUAUUUGGAUGAUGAUCCUUUGCCCGAUAAUGAUAAUUUUGAUAUUCUUGAUUGGUGGAAAAGAGAUCAAACGUAUCCCACCUUGCAAAAAAUUGUCAAGGAUGUUCUUGCUAUUCCCGUCUCUUCGGUUGCUUCGGAAAGUGCUUUUAGCACCGGUGGAAGAGUGGUUAGUUCUCAUCGUUCUAGACUUCACUCUCAAACUGUGGAAGUUUUGAUGUGCUUGCAAAAUUGGAUGGUUGAUGAUAUCAAAGGUAAAUUGGAGGACACACAUUCUUAUUCUAUUGUUACCGAAGAUUGUGAUGAAGAUGGAGAUCAAAUUGAUUACAUUGAUAUGGUAUUUGAUUUUAAUCCAUUUUAUAUUUUUUACAAUUGAAAUAAGUUUUAUUUCUCAUUAUAUAUUGUUCUUAAUUUUUGUAGGAUGUUGAUGAUGUCGAAAGUAGCUGCAAUAUGGAAGACAUCUUUGAGGAUUACAGAAAUUGAUCGUUUCAAUAUUAGGAUUAUUAUGUUCUCAUUUUGGAUUGUUUGGUUUUAAAUGAAUUAUGAUGUUCUUAUUUAUUUUGGAUUGUUUAGUUUUAAAUGGAUUAUGGUGUAUUUUGUAUUCUUGAAUGAUUGUUGAAACUUUAGACAAUUGUUAUGAUUUUUAUUUUAAUGUUUAA